CCUGAGGGUAGGUCACAAAUAGCUACUAAAUGCACCCCAAUGGAAUCGGCGUUGGCGAACAACAGGAAUGAAACGAUCAAGAGCCGGAUUCAAUCAGUAAACGCCAGACUGUGAGAGGGAUUAUUAUUGGUUAACCCUUUGCGUACCAAGCGGCCAUAUAUGGCCACUUAAUACAGUCCUCAUUCGAUCGGGCCUUAAGAGAGGGAUUUGAGGGGCUGAAACUACGACUACAUUUUAAUGUAGAUUACAUGAAUUGCUUUAUUAGUUUUUUCGAGGAUUUCUUCCAUCGAGCUUGUUUUCGGGCGAAUUUUGAGGCUUUUUGUGAUUUAAACGUUUUCAACGGGGAGAUUUAAAAAUGGCGGCUCUUCAAGGUGAUGCUGUACUACAUUUCGGCGACCAAAACAACGUCGAAAUUCAGUUUAUCGACGAAGAAGACUUCCCUCUCGCCAGUAUAAUCGAGCAUCAAGCUUCUGAUGAGAAGUUUCACUCUGGUGCAUCGGAAUUAAGCUCCGAGAAUUCGAGCGAAGAGUCGGAAGAGGAAGACAACGAAGUGGAAUCGGAUGAAGAACAUUGGUCUAGAGAAGUCGAACGCAGAGUAGAUAUUGAUUUUGGUGAAGAGCCUGGAAUAAAUGUCAGCACAAGAAACCUGAAAUCGUGUUUGGAUUAUUUUGAGCUGCUUUUUACCCAAGAGGUAUGGCAGUUGUUAGUUAGUCAAACUAAUAUAUAUGCAGAACAGAAGAGAGGGCCAGCAGAAAGCUCUGUGCGGUAUCCAGUCACAGAAAGUGAAAUGAAGGCCUGGAUUAGUCUGUACCUAAAUAUGGGGUUGGUUACAAAACCAAACCUUAAUUGUUACUGGAGUACUGAUCCUGUCCUAAGUUCUCCUUUCUUCCCAUCUUUGAUGUCCCGGACUCGAUUCUUUCAAAUUUUGCGGUACCUGCACUUUGCUGACAACAACCAUGCUCCCCCGCGAGACUCCACAGACUACAAUAAGCUGUACAAAAUCCAGCCUUUCCUAGAUUUGGUAAUGGCAAGUUGUCACAACGUGUACACCCCUGAGCGAAAACUUGCCAUAGAUGAGACUUUAAUUAAAUUCAAAGGCAAAGUACACUUCAGGCAGUUUAUCCCCAUAAAGCCGGGACGAUUUGGUAUAAAGGCUUUCACCCUUGCAGGAUCCACCAGUGGCUAUGUGUUGAAUAGUAAGAUUUACACUGGCAAGGAGAAUAAUGAAGUACAGAAAGGAAGGAAGGCAGUUAUGUCUGUGCUGCAACCUUAUCUAGAUAAGGGAUUUUAUGCCUUCAUGGACAACUAUUACACUUCUGUAGCUCUGUUUGAAGAGUUAGAAGAAAGAAAAACCCUUGCAUGUGUCACAGUUCAGUCCAACAGGGUAGCCUUGCCAAGAGAGAUUUGUGGUGUGAAGAAAAGGCAGUGAAAGAUCUUAAAAGAGGAGAGUGUUUGUACAGGCAAAAGGGAAAUUUGACUUGUGUGACAUGGCGUGACAGAAAGCCAGUUAGUGUGUUAGCCACCCUUCCCACCAGUACAACGGACUCAAGCUCGGUUCAGCGAUCAGUAAAAGUAAAUGGGAAGUGGGAGAAGAAGCAGUUUUUUAGACCAGGUGUAAUUGAC
Molecule: messenger RNA, 1623 nt
Organism: Orbicella faveolata
Lineage: Eukaryota; Metazoa; Cnidaria; Anthozoa; Scleractinia; Merulinidae
Product: piggyBac transposable element-derived protein 4-like
Source: RefSeq, a predicted model, not a curated record